CUGCACUCACUGCGGACCGAAGUCAUGCAUCAACCAACAAGUCCUGACGGAAGAAAAAAUCAGCAGCAAUUUUGGAAGUCAAAUUUCAAAACCUCAGAACCCCAGAAUCUCGUUUCCUGUACUGUACUUUUUAGCGGAAUGGAAAUUGGCCGAUCAUUUUGAACUUAAAAAUCUGAUACGGAAUUUUGACAGAAAUGACUUUAUCUCUGGGAAAUAAUCCGUAUAAUCGGAUGUCAUGGGAAGACGCGGAUUUCCCGAUACUUUGUCAAACUUGUUUGGGUGACAAUCCUUAUUUGAGGAUGAUGAAGGAAAAGUACGGAAGCGAGUGUAACAUCUGCCAGCGGCCCUUUACGGUUUUUCGAUGGUGUCCUGGCAAAGGAAUGCGAUACAAGAGCACUAUAGUCUGCCAGACUUGCAGCAAAAUGAAAAAUGUCUGUCAAACGUGCUUGCUGGAUUUGGAAUACGGCUUGCCCGUGCAGGUGCGGGACAAUGUCCUCGGACAGAAACACGACAUUCCGAAAUCCCUUGUCAACCGGGAAUAUUACACCCAGAAUAUGGAAGUCGCCAUGACGGAGGCAGGGGGCAGUGUUUCUGGAUUGGAUUUGUUGGGCAUGACUCAGUCCCAGAACGACCAGCUGCGAAAAUUACGCCGACAUGAGCCGUACUAUAAGCGUAAUGCUCCACACAUCUGCUCGUUCUACCUCAAGGGCGAAUGCAAGCGGGGCGAAGAAUGUCCUUACCGUCAUGAGAAGCCUAGUGAUCCCGAUGAUCCUUUAUCAUCGCAAAACAUUCGGGACCGUUAUUACGGUAAUAAUGACCCUGUUGCCGAUAAGUUGAUGAAGAAACUCUCCCGAUUACCCAAACUGGAGCCCCCCGAAGAUCCAAAUAUAACCACUCUGUAUGUCGGCAAUGUUAUGGAGGCGAUCACGGAUAAGGACCUCCGGGAUUUUUUCUAUCAGUAUGGAGAAAUCCGGAAUUUGAAGCUCGUCCACAAGCAGCAUUGCGCUUUUGUCGAAUACACCACUCGACAAGCCGCCGAACUUGCUGCUGAUCAGUCCUUCAAUAAGGUUACCUUGCAUGGUAUCCGCUUGAACGUGCGUUGGGCCAAACCGCAGUCGAAGCAGAAAGAAGGCGGCACGGGCGAUCCCCGGGAGAAACUGCCAUUCGUUCCGGGAUUGCCGGGCGCUCUUCCCCUUCCCGAGAAAUUACUUCUCCAGCCACCAAUGGAAAUACCCCCCGUGCACCUUGGACUGGGAGCCCCUCCUAUGGGACCCCCGCCUGUUUAUUAUCCUUCUCAAGAUCCUACCAGACUCGGAUCAGGAAAACACGGAAGUCAAUAUUGAUUUCUCUUCCAUACUGCAUCCUUUCCGGAAUUGAAUGUGCUGCAGGCUUAUCGUUUCCUGGCUGGUGUCGUCUGUUACUACUGGCCUUCGAUAAUAUACAGUAAUGUCCCGUAAAGCCUCGGCUGUAAAUUUAUUGGCCGUUAUUUUGUAUGGGAAUGCAUUCACAAAGCAUUCAUUCAAACAUCAAAACCAGCGGCGACUACAUUCGACUGGGUUGUUUUCGCCGUAUAUGUCAGCUCGAUAUAUUUCGGAUUUUCGUUGUCUGUCUGUAUAUUUUCCUUCUGAUAAUACUGUUGUUUAAAAUAAAAUGCCUGUACCUCGG
Molecule: messenger RNA, 1665 nt
Organism: Paramacrobiotus metropolitanus
Lineage: Eukaryota; Metazoa; Tardigrada; Eutardigrada; Parachela; Macrobiotidae
Product: pre-mRNA-splicing factor RBM22-like
Exons: 8
Coding region: 195-1343 (382 amino acids)
Cellular component (GO): Prp19 complex; U2-type catalytic step 2 spliceosome; U2-type catalytic step 1 spliceosome
Molecular function (GO): metal ion binding; pre-mRNA binding; U6 snRNA binding
Source: RefSeq, a predicted model, not a curated record